Rhinichthys klamathensis goyatoka is the source of this 2339-nucleotide messenger RNA. It is a transcript of the gene ttc39a, whose product is annotated as tetratricopeptide repeat domain 39A. The coding region runs from base 262 to 1995 and encodes 577 amino acids. The transcript has 19 exons. Lineage: Eukaryota; Metazoa; Chordata; Actinopteri; Cypriniformes; Leuciscidae. The record is from RefSeq and is a predicted model, not a curated record. Gene Ontology annotation, molecular function: protein binding.
GAAGAAGCAAUGAGAAUAUUCUCUCUGUGUGAUAGUCAUCCCAAUCUCAUUAAGCUCUGCGUUCCUUCCCGCUGUCCUCUCUGCAGCUUGAGUGAGUUAAUGUGUAUGCGUGCUGUAGCCAGAGGGAAGCUGCUGCUCUGCUGACAGGAGCCAGUACGAAGGCCUGUUCUUACACACACUGUGAAUUACUCUGCGACUCUUCUCUCUCCUUUUAUUCCUCCUUCUCUCGCUUUACUGCGCUCCUCGACCUCACUGUACCAGAUGAAAAUGUCAGGAGAGGCAGAAUCUCUGUCAAACGGGUUGCAUAACCAGAAAAACAGGGAAGGUUUGGAAAUAUUAGACAGGUCGGAGAGAUCUGACCUGUCAGUGGCUCUUCAAGACUGCAUGGAGGCACUGGAUCUGUUCCUGAGAAAUGAAUUUGAUGAGGCUCUGACCAGACUUAGAAGCAGGAAUAAAGAAAGCAUGUACCACGCGCUUACAUAUGCCACUAUACUGGAAAUGCAGGCCAUGAUGACCUUCGAACCGGAGGACAUCUUGACUGCAGGAAACACAAUGAAAGAGGCACAGGCUGUGUGUCAACGAUACCGUAAGAAAUCUUCCUUCAACAGCAAAAACUUCACAGAAGAGGAGCUCCAUGCUGAAGUGUGCUAUGCCGAAUGCCUCCUCCAGAGGGCGGCGCUCACUUUCCUUCAGGAUGAAAAUAUGAUCAGCUUCAUAAAGGGAGGAAUGAAAGUGAGGAACAGCUAUCAAAUAUACAAGGAGCUACAUACAGUCCUGAAGUCCCCAGGCUAUGUUCACGCUGACAAUCAUGGUCAUUUUGAGGGAGGCGUUAAGCUUGGGGUCGGGGCCUUUAACCUGAUGCUGUCGUUGUUGCCAACACGGACUCUCAGGUUGUUGGAAUUUGUGGGCUUCUCUGGUAACAAAGAGUUUGGUCUUCAGCAGCUCCUGGAGGGCUCCGCUGAGCACACGUUUAGGUCUUUCCUGUGUAACAUGUUGUUGCUUUGCUACCACACCUUCAUGAGCUUCAUUCUGGGCACUGGAGAGGGAGAUGUGGUAGAUGCAGAAAAACUGCUACAGCCUUAUCUUAUAAAGUAUCCAAAGGGAUCCAUUUUCCUGUUCUUCGCUGGUCGAAUUGAGGAAAUUAAAGGAAAUCUGGAUGCUGCUAUUAAGCGUUUCGAGGAGUGCUGUGAAGCUCAGCAGAACUGGAAGCAGUUCCAUCACAUGUGUUAUUGGGAACUGAUGUGGUGUUUCACUUAUAAGAGGCACUGGAAGAUGGCCUACUUCUACGCAGACCUGCUCAGCAAAGAGAACACCUGGUCUAAGGCCACAUAUGCAUAUAUGAAAGGUGCUUACCUCAGCAUGCUGAGUCGUGAGGAAUGCCAACCGUUCGCGGAGAAUGAGGUGGCUUUGUUUAGGCAAGUUCCCAGUCUGAAGCAGAAAAUAGCAGGGAAGUCAUUGCCCACAGAGAAGUUUGCCAUCAGAAAAGCUCGACGCUAUAAUACAGAUAACGCCAUUCCUCUUCCUGCACCUCCAUUGGAGAUGAUGUAUAUCUGGAAUGGCUACACUGUGAUUGGGAAGCACAAGGACCUGACUGAGGGCAUGCUGAAGACCCUGGACGAGGCUCAGCAGAUGCUUGAGCAAUAUCCAAGGUCUGAGUUCACCACAGAUGACCAGUGUGUGGUUAGUCUGCUUAAGGGGCUCUGUCUCAAACACUUGGGUUACAAGGAGGAAGCUGAACAAUACUUCACCCUCAUCCUCUGCAAUGAGAGUCUGAUUAAAUAUGACCACUACCUGGUGCCCAAUGCUCUUCUGGAACAUGGUUUGCUGUGUUUGGAGGAGGGCAGAACAGAGGAGGCCAUCAAACUUCUGGAGACAGCCAAGCAAAAUUACAAGAACUAUUCCAUGGAAUCACGGACACACUUCCGGAUCCAGGCAGCACUACAUAAGGCCCGAGGCACAGCUGUGAAUGGAGACUGCUCACCCUCCAGCCCUUAACUGUUGAGGUCACCCCAGGGGUCAUAGAAAGCCAAAAUCAGGCUUGAUGUGGGUUGCCAAAUGCCAAGAGGAGAACUAAAAGAGCACAUGACCAAUCAGACCCAAUCAGAGUUUAUAGUGACAACAAAUCAGCUUCAUUUAAUGACGCACACAAUUUAAGGACAACAGCUGCAUGAAUAUGUUUUGUGAGGCAGUGCAGUUCAGUCAAGAGACAGGAAUGACAUCAUGCUUUUAUGAUGUCAUAUAAAUAACAUUGUGCUAGUAUUUUAAAUGUACCAUUAAUAAUAAUAAUAAUGAUAAUAUUAAUAUAAUACAAGAUAUACAAGUUAUGCCAGUCCAAUAGG